AUGCUUCUGGAGCGCGACGACAGCUUCAUGUCGGAGUUCGAGGACGCUUGCAGCGCCUGGGUGGACAGCGUGAGCGCGUGCACCAGCGACGGGACCGACUCUGACGUGGGGUCACCCUUCUGUCAAGUCUUCUCCCCGGGGACCGACGCCUCUGACUCAGAUUUCUUCUCGGACUUCAGUGACUGCUCCUCGGACACGCUCUCUCCCUCCCUCGGUUACACCGGGAGCUUCUUCGCGGAGCCGGACGCGUCUCCAGCGGCAGCGGGACUGAGCAGCACCGCGGACGCCAUCCUCAACAUGAUCACCGAGAUCGUCGGUAUCUGCACCGAGAUGGAGCAGCAGGGCGACACCGGCUCCCCCCGAGAGAACACCCCGUCCCCUGCAGCUGUCUCUCCGGCCACAGCCUCCCCCUCAUCCCCGCUCCUCAGCCCGUCUCCAUGCAGCCCUGCCCCGGCUGCAGCUCAGCAGCCUCCCGCCUCCAUCUCUGCACCGGUGGUGGUGAAGAGCGAGUUUGUGAGCUCCAGCUGCAGCGGCUCUGCUCAACCUUCCAUGAGCGGGAAUGAUGCUCUGUUCUCGGCCACUGUCGACUCUCUGCUCCCGCUGGCAGCUCUGGAGCAACAGGUGGAUGUGGCUGAAUUCAUCGAGUCUCUGCUGAACUCCGAGGCCGGCCCGGGCGAGCUGAAGGCCGCCUGUGAGGUGAAGCAGGAGCCGCUGGGGCUGGAGGAGUGGCUGAAGAGUUUGGCGGCGGCCCCGGUUACCGGAGGAGAUUCUGGCAGUUACGUCAUCAGCAGACCGGUGAAGACGGAGCUCGUGCAAAGCGAACUCUACUUCCCCCCCGCCCCUCACCUCCUCUCCUCCCUCCUGCAGGGCGCGUUCCCAAUAGUCAACAUCGGCAACGUGCACGCGGCAGGAGCCCCCAAACUGUCACGCGGGGGCAGGAGAGCUCCCGCCAAGAACGGACUGAAAGUGAAACCGUUCCCGUGCUCGGUGCAGGGGUGCGAGCGCCGGUUCUCGCGCUCGGACGAACUGAACAGGCACGUGCGCAUCCACACGGGACAGAAGCCCUUCCAGUGCACCAUCUGCGCGCGCAGCUUCAGCCGCAGCGACCAUCUGACCACGCACACGCGCACGCACACUGGAGAGAAGCCCUUUUCGUGCGACGUGUGCGGCAAGAGGUUCGCGCGCAGCGACGAGAGGAAGAGGCAUGGGCGCGUGCACGUCAAGCAGCAACUGCGUGCCCAAAUGAUGGCCGCCUACUCUCUGGCCCUGAACGCGCCUGGCGUGUAAACAGCAGCACGAUGGUUUUUGGCCAGUGAGGCCGAUUUAAAGCUUCAGGAUUUGAACCGUCUACCGGACAAGCGUCAGAGUGACGUUUCCAUGUGACGUCACAUUGAAGGCGAUUUAAGCUGAGACAAGAAGUGCAAGAUGUUUACAGAUGUUCACAGACAUGGACAGAUGU
This is a messenger RNA of Pleuronectes platessa (European plaice), 1459 nucleotides long. RefSeq names its product early growth response protein 4-like. Gene Ontology annotation, biological process: regulation of transcription by RNA polymerase II. The transcript has 2 exons. The record is from RefSeq and is a predicted model, not a curated record. Lineage: Eukaryota; Metazoa; Chordata; Actinopteri; Pleuronectiformes; Pleuronectidae. The coding region runs from base 1 to 1287 and encodes 428 amino acids. Gene Ontology annotation, molecular function: DNA-binding transcription factor activity, RNA polymerase II-specific; RNA polymerase II cis-regulatory region sequence-specific DNA binding.